Molecule: messenger RNA, 1978 nt
Organism: Geodia barretti
Lineage: Eukaryota; Metazoa; Porifera; Demospongiae; Tetractinellida; Geodiidae
Source: the annotation of a GenBank genome assembly
UAAUCCAGUUGAAACUGCAGCUCAGCUUCAGAAGAAAGGUCUUAUAUCCAAGACAGUAAUGAAAGACAUGAUGAGGUCCCCCGAAUCUCAACAAGAAAAGACUAUUAGUUUAGUUGAUGCAGUCGAUGAGACAAUAAAGUCAAAACCUGACCUUCUUUUUGUGUUCAUUGAAGUACUACUGGAGGAUGAAGACCUUCAGGCUGUAGGCAGAGAAAUGUCGCGAGAAACAGGUAUACUUCAUCCUGACAGAACCCAUGCAAGAUUACCCAACAUUCCCCUUCCAACUACAGAUGGCACAGGAAGAGCAAGGGGCAGCCAAGAAACAAUGCCAACCACAGCUGGGAAUACUGUUUCACAACUUGACAUUGCCCUGCCAUUGAUAGGUGAUGGUAUAUCUGCACCACAAUCAGGUUUAAGUCGAGUGUUGACAAAUUAUAAGAGCUACUUGCAGUCUAUUUACAAUGCUAGAGCCCUAGCUCCAGCAGACAAGUACCUUCCCACCCUAGACGCCCCCUACAUUAAUCUUGCCAUGAUUAUAAGGGGACGCUACGAUACUGAGCAAAGAGAUGAGUUUACCAGGAGAACAUUGCAUGGAGGAGUAGACCAGAUUCUUCAGAGUAAGGUACCUAUUGAAAUUGAAGACUUGCUGACAUUUGAAUGGAAAGAUGACUAUUUGUUUAUAUUGCCGUACUUAAAAGCCUUGAUCCAAGAAUUCAGCAAGUCUGGAGGCAUGCCUGUCGUGAUCAUUCCAGAAGAAAUUGAUAUUGCCAAUGCUGAUUCUAGUUAUUCUAGGCUUGCAGCAAUAACCAGGGGAAUGAUCCUCUGGAGCAAAAAGCCUGUAAACAUUGAAGAAUUAUUGACAUUUGACUGGAAAGACAACUAUUUGUUAAUUCUGCCUUUUUUAAAAGCACUGAUCCAAAAAUCUAGUGUUUCAAAAGAAACUAGGCCUGACCUGUUGACUCAACAAGACCGUGGUGAGCCAGGUAGGUUCAUUCUGGUAGAGGGCCCUCCAGGAAUUGGCAAGAGUACCUUUGCCUGGGAGGCAUGUAGGAGAUGGGAUGAUAUAGAAAGCCUUAGAGGCUACCACACUGUGGUGCUUCUCAAGUUGAGGGAAAAGUGGGUUUUAAAUGCCACGGCCCUUUCUGAUCUUUUCAGACACCCAGUUCAGCCUAGUGACAGUAAAGACAUUGCAAAAGAACUGCAUGAUUCCCAUGGUUGCAACCUGUUAUUGGUUUUAGAUGGUUUUGACGAAGUCUCUCACAGUUUCCAUAAGGACUCUGUCAUUAAAAGAAUUCUAUGCAGGCAGCUCUUACCCAAAUGUGCCAUCAUUCUCACUACUAGACCAGUGGCCAAGUCAGCACUCAGAAGUAUCUGCCAGCCUAAAGUUGAUAAACAUGUAGAAAUCAUUGGGUUCACUGAGGAAGAGAGAGUGAGGUAUAUCACUAAGGUCUUUAGCAAUAAACCAGAGCUUCAGGCAAAUUUCUUGAAGUACAUGUUUCUUGUCCCUCACAUAAAGUCAAUGAUGUACAUUCCACUCAACUGUGCCAUUAUAGCACAAGUCUAUUACGAGUCUCAGAGUAGCCGCCACCUGCUCGCUAUACCAAAAACAAGAACACAGCUGUACCAGGCACUCACUCAUUCCAUCCUUGUUAGACACAUGAGGAUGAAGAAACCCAAUCAUGAGUGUACAUCUAUGCUUCCUGAGGGCUUAAACAAAAGGGAUAAAAAUAAGUUCAGGGUUUUGGCUCAGUUUGCUUUUGUUAACUAUCACCAAGGUGGUUCAAGAUUGAAGCAGGUGACAUUUUUCAAAGAGGACAUCCCUGAGGGAUUUGUUAGUUUUGGGUUCAUGAAUGAAUCUACUGAAAUGUAUGCCAGCAGAGGAAUGGAGCGAACCUUGUCAUUUCUCCACCUCAGCCUACAGGAGUACCUGGCAGCUUGGCACCUUGCUGAUACCUUCAGCACUGAGUUUCAGGUGGCU